Molecule: messenger RNA, 3382 nt
Organism: Xenopus laevis (African clawed frog)
Lineage: Eukaryota; Metazoa; Chordata; Amphibia; Anura; Pipidae
Gene: fscn2.S
Product: fascin actin-bundling protein 2, retinal S homeolog
Exons: 5
Coding region: 608-2086 (492 amino acids)
Biological process (GO): anatomical structure morphogenesis; cell migration; actin filament bundle assembly
Cellular component (GO): cytoplasm; cytoskeleton; actin cytoskeleton
Molecular function (GO): actin filament binding; protein-macromolecule adaptor activity
Source: RefSeq, a predicted model, not a curated record
UUUAGUCAGAAGAAUAAGGCACCUGCCAUUGGAUAUUAUUGUUGUUUUGCAAGGAGCCAUAAACAAAAUAUUUUAUAGCAAAACACAUCCCUCUUUUCAAUGAAACUAAUUGUAAUAGCUCUAUAAAAACAAGGAGAAAGUGCUCACUCAGAUGAGUUGAAUAUUUGAGAAGCAACUUGACAAAGGCACCAUUGUUUGUGGCUUAUGAAAUAUUCCACUAUUGGUUACUGGAGGUUUGCAGUUCAUUGAAAACCAGGGACAGAGCUUUUGUAAUCCAAGAUGUGGCCAAUUAAACUGACUGCAGCUACUGAGCAGUCUGGAUGCAAGCUAAACAUGUAAAGACGAAAGUCUUUCUCUCCAUUCAGUCUGAAAGAAUGAUGCAAGCCUAAUUUCACCGUGCAGAUUAGAGGAAGGCAACUGAUACAGCCCAAAGUAGAGGCAUCAGGAGCCGGAUCAACAGAGCGUCAUAAGGUGUUAUGUGGAGGUGCUCUUAAAUUCAUUCAAUUUAAUCCAGAUCUGACAGGGCAUCUUACAAAGACACAGACUGCAGUUAUCACAAGGCUCUUGCAUUUGAUCUGCAGAGAAUAUUUCCCUGCAAAAGGAAAACAUGCCAACCAAUGGAAUACACCAGAUUCUGAAGAUCCAGUUUGGUUUGAUCAACUGUGAUAACAGGUAUCUUACAGGAGAAGCAUUUGCUUUUAAAGUGUAUGCUUCGGCUCCAAGCCUGAAAAAGAAGCAAAUAUGGACUUUAGAACAAGAUGAAGUGGACAGUUCAGUGGUCUACCUUAAAAGCCAUCACCUGGCAAGGUAUUUGUCUUCUGACAAAGAUGGAAAUGUGUCUUGUGAAGCGGAGAAGCCAGAAGAAGAUUGCCGUUUUACUAUCUCUGCCCAGUCAGAUGGAAGGUGGGCCCUCCAGUCUGAUUCCCACAAGCGCUUCUUUGGGGGAUCAGGGGACAAGCUGUCAUGUUUUGCACAGACCAUAACUGAGACAGAGCUCUGGGCUGUACAUUUGGCAAUACACCCUCAAGCCAACCUUCUCAGUGUCAGCAGAAGGAGAUAUGCACAUUUGACUCCCCAGGAAGAUGAAAUCUCCACAGACAGCAACAUUCCUUGGGGAGUAGACUCUCUUAUAACUUUGGUCUAUCAUAAUAAAAAAUAUUGUUUGAAGACAUGUGACAACAGAUACUUGCGGAAUGAUGGGAAGUUGGUGAAGGAACCUGAUGAAGGGACUGGCUACACCUUGGAAUUUAAAGCAGGAAAGCUGGCCUUCAAAGACUGUAGUGGGAAGUAUUUGACACCCAUGGGACCCACAGGUACUCUGAAAUCUGGGAGGAGUUCGAAACCUGGCAAAGAUGAACUCUUUGAUUUGGAGGAAAGUCACCCACAAGUUGUCUUUAUGGCUUCCAAUAGAAGAUAUAUUUCUACAAGGCAAGGUGAAAAUGUCUCUGCUAAUCAGGAUGAGGAGACAGAUUAUGAGACUUUCCAGAUGCAAAUCAAUAAGGACACCAAUAAAUGUAGUUUUCACACCAACGCAGGCAAAUACUGGACUUUGGUGAGCCAUGGUGGAAUACAGGCAAUGGCCACAGAAAUUGCUGCCAACACAAUGUUUGAUAUAGAGUGGCGAGGCAGAAGAGUUGCCCUGAAAGCCAGCAAUGGAAAAUACAUCUGUACCAAAAAGAACGGACAGAUAGCAGCUGUGGGAGACACUGUUGGUGAAGAUGAGGAAUUCAUACUGAAGCUGAUUAACAGACCUAUAUUGGUACUGCGGGGAGAUCUAGGCUUUGUUUGUUACCAUAAAACCUCCAAUAUGUUGGAUGCAAACCGCUCAUCCUAUGAUGUCUUUCAGAUAAUCUUUAAUAAUGGAGCAUACCAAAUUAAAGGUAAGAGUGGAAAGUUCUGGUACAUUUCUAGUAAUGGCACCAUUUGCAGUGAUGGAGAUAUCUCAGAAGACUUCUUCUUUGAAUUUCGGGAGCACAACCAUGUGGCAAUUAAGGGAAAGAAUGGAAAAUACUUGCGUGGCGAUCAAGCGGGAACCUUAAAAGCCGAUGCAGAUUCUGUGAAUAGCGCAACCCUGUGGGAGUACUAAUGCACACUCAGUACUGCUCAGGCAUAAAUAAGUUGCUCUUGGUGCAAGAAGCUAAGAAAGGCAGAGUAAUGCAGGGGGCACCAAGAUACCCAUGAAGUGAUCUUUGGGAGAUGGGCAAAGCCCAAUACAUACGUUUAUAUUUAACUAUAGUAGCUAUUUUUUUUAAAAUUAGAUCAUUGUCAUUUUUGUCAAAAAUGUAAUGUAAUCUAAAAACAUAGGGUCUAAAAAAAAAUGAUGGGCUAUGCAUUUAAUUAGAUAUUUACAAAGGAAUGGUUAGUUUUUGUUAUUUAUAUUAGCUUUAAAAAUGUUUAGCAUGGCCUAAGGAUGCAGCAUCUAAACUGAUUUUAAAUGUACCUGUUACUUCCCAUAAUAAUAAGCUAUAUACUGGGCUCAAAGAACUUCAGUAGUGUCAAUAAGCUAUUUCAGUCUACCUGCACUGAACAUCAGGGGUGUUUCUCAUCUUAAAACUCAGGGUGCUUUCCACAAGUCAUUUGCCCAGUGCUCUAAAUCUUGCUAACUUCUUAAUAUGUAUAUAUUUAUAUUUUUAAAAUAUAUCAGAAGCUAUUGGCUUUAAACACUGACUUCAUGGGCGUAACUAUAGAGGAAGCAGACCCUGCGGUUGCAGGGGGGCCCAGGAGUGUAGGGGGCCCAGUGAGACCCUAAUUAAUGAGCAAUUUUAAUAUAUCUUGGUAAAAUAGGCCAACUUAUAAAUAUUUUGGGGCCCUAAAUUGAAUUUGCUAUGGGGCCCAGUAACAACUAGUUACGCCACUGACUGACUUUGGUGCCAGUGUGCAGCGUGUAGUAGUGAUCUCUGUGGGUGGUAAUACAGACUGGUGCCAUGUUUAAUGCACAUCCCAUGUACAAACAUAGUAACAUAGUAAGUUAGGUUGAAAAAAGACACACGUCCAUCAAGUUUAACUCUCUAUUUUAACCUGACUAACCACUAGUUUAUCUAGAGGAAGGAAAAAAAAUUUGCCUCAGAGGGGGGGAAAUUCCUCCCUGACUCCAAAAUGGCAAUCGGACUAGUCUUUGGAUCAACUUGUAGCAUCAGCUAUCUUCCAUAACCCUGUAUUCCUGUGUAGGUUAGAAAAAGAGAUACCCCUUCUUAAUCAAUUCUGGAUUGUUAAAAAAUAAGCUGGAGUAUCUAUGUACAGAUUUUUAUAAAAAAAACUGGAUGAUUACACCACGUACUAUGUCUUAAUUAAAAUUGCUGAGUUAUGAUAUUGCAUUAAUUGUCCACAUGUGCAGAGCUUAAUUAAUUAGAACCAUAUACUAAGUAAAAGUGCUAGUGCAAUA